Malaya genurostris is the source of this 3248-nucleotide messenger RNA. RefSeq names its product dual specificity mitogen-activated protein kinase kinase 4-like. Lineage: Eukaryota; Metazoa; Arthropoda; Insecta; Diptera; Culicidae. The transcript has 5 exons. The record is from RefSeq and is a predicted model, not a curated record. Gene Ontology annotation, molecular function: ATP binding; JUN kinase kinase activity. Bases 446 to 1627 code for a protein of 393 amino acids. Gene Ontology annotation, biological process: protein phosphorylation; MAPK cascade.
UCAACUGAAACUGUCAUCAGUGCUGUAAUCGAACGAGCGAGCGUAUUAAAAAAAAGUGAAAAGAAGAAAUUAUUGCGAGAGCGAAGAAAAAAAACUCGUCAGUUUUGGUUGUGUGUUUCCAUUUUUAUAUUCUGCGUAAUUUUCUGGAUUUUGGUGUCUAAUUCAGAACCUACGGGGUGGAAAACAACAUUGUGGAGCUUUGCAAAUAAGCAGCGUUGAAGUUUUCAGCGUUAUCAAAGUGUUUGCUGCGGUGGCACAGACCGAUCGGAGUUCAGCAGUUUCUAGACUGCUUUUUGUGGUCAGAAGAGUUUCAUCCUGCCACCACCAGUUCCUAUUAAUAAUAAAUAACGGUCGGUUCAAUACUGCUGAAAGGUGAAGAGUGCAGAAUAGACUCCUACUUUGUUUAGGAAUCCUUCAGGAAUCCGUUCCAACUUGUCACGCAAACAUGGCGGAUCAAACAAAUCUGAACUCCACUCAGGAUCAAGUUCGUGGCAAAUUUCUGCCACUAGAUAUGAACAAUGCGAACUGUGACCGGAAAAGACCGAUAAAAAAGCUCAUCUUUCAGCCGAGUCCAGUCGGGAGUUUUCCUUCGCGGACGCCUCCGCUUCCAGACAAAACAAGAGAUCGGAUAAAGAUGCAAGCGACGGGAAAACUUCAGAUUGCUGCCAAUCAGAUCUAUGACUUCACAGCGGACGAUCUAAUAGACGAGGGAGAGAUCGGUCGAGGAGCUUUCGGUGCCGUGAAUCGUAUGAAAUUCAUCCAAACGGACACGGUGAUGGCCGUCAAACGGAUCCGGUCAACGGUCGACGAAAAGGAACAGAAACAACUGCUGAUGGAUCUGGAGGUGGUCAUGAAAUCCAACGACUGCAACACAAUCGUAACCUUCUACGGUGCGCUGUUCAAGGAGGGCGACUGUUGGAUAUGCAUGGAAUUGAUGGACACUUCGUUGGAUAAGUUCUAUAAGUUUAUCUGUGAUUGUCAGCACGACCGGAUCCCGGAGUCGAUACUGGGUCAAAUUACGUUGGCAACGGUGCGAGCUUUGAACUAUUUGAAGGAGGAAUUGAAAAUCAUCCAUCGGGAUGUUAAACCCAGCAACAUCCUGCUGAAACAGAACGGAGACAUUAAGCUGUGCGAUUUUGGCAUCUCCGGACAGCUGGUGGAUUCGAUUGCGCGGACCAAAGACGCUGGCUGUCGACCGUAUAUGGCGCCCGAACGAAUCGAUCCACAGCGCGCUAAGGGGUACGAUGUACGGAGCGAUGUUUGGUCUUUGGGAAUUACUCUGAUGGAAGUGGCCACCGGAAAAUUUCCCUAUCCCAAGUGGGGUUCCGUGUUCGAACAGCUAUCACAGGUUGUCGAAGGAGAUCCCCCGCGAUUGUUACCAUCCUACAACGGUAUGGAGUUUUCGUUGGAUUUUGUAAACUUUGUAAAUACUUGCUUAAUCAAGGACGAGAAGGACCGACCGAAGUACAGCAGACUGCUGCAGCACGCCUUCAUCCAGCGAGCAGAGCGAAGCCACACCGACGUGGCGGCGUACGUGAGCGAGGUGCUCGAGUCUAUGGCCAACAAUGGCAUUACACCUUUCACUACGAACCUGCCGGCAGAGCGUUGGAAUGAAAGUUUCAACUAGGACCCGUGCGCCUUUCUGAGGCUCAAUCAUUUAUUCUCCUUCCUCUUCUACUUCUUUCCUAGUUCGGUGUGAGAUUGGUUCUUGAACCUGCAGCGCCACCGUGUAAGUUGUGUCGAGAUGAAGACCACGCUUGCACUUGUGAUUUUUAUGGACGCGUUCGUGUGUAUUCGUCAAUGUGAUAGUGAGAUUUGUUCGGAUGGGGGUUGUGGUGACUGAGAGGGGAUUUUUCGGUUCGUUUGGAAUAUCGUUUCCAAGCCCUGGGUUCUCUAACAAUAGCAGGUUGUUGAAAUGGGGUGUGACGAGGACAAUAAAUUGCCUCCCAAGAUUUUUUGUUGUUGUAUAAUUUUACUUUGAAGAAAAAAAAAUAAUGUGGUUGGGUAAUCCUGUAUCGGCAGGUGUUUGUGCGUGAUUGCUAGUAUGAGUGACUCCGCGAAAAAUCGUGAUUGAAAAGCAGAGAUUCAAUAAUUUUUAAACAAUAUAAAUAAAAAUAUUUAAUUAUGUGAAACAAAAAAAAAAUACAAAGUGAAAACAGAGUUAGACGAUAAAUAGCAGAGGAAGCAAACAAAAAAAACUAGUUGUUGUUAGUUGUUGAAUAAAUCAAUUGAUUUUGAACGCUAAAAUAGUCGCUUUUUAGGGAAAAAGUGUAUCAAACAAAAUGUGAAGCCACGCUAACAGUUGAACUAAUCAGUGAAAAGCAAAACUUUUCUAAUAACUUAAGAUACUAGAUUACCUGCUUGAAGUAAACUUCAUAAGCUAUAGUCAUAAAAACUACGCCAGGGUAUAGAAUUACCACUUUCCAUGAAGGCAGAAGAUUUCACUGCAUAACCCAUUCUGGGGAAGGCAUUUUCUUUUGUGAAAAAAAAACACCUUUUAAACAAGAAACGGUCUAUUUGUUAGUAAUCGCCUUAAUUUCUUGCUUUAGCUACCACGUGAGCGAGCUGCUCGAUGCAUUUAUCACGAUUUCUCCUUGCUCUGGAAAAGCUCUGAUUUAAAUUAAAGCUUAAAUGCAUAGAAUGUUGCUGUUUCCCGUACCAUUUACUGUGCAAACAAAACUUUUUGGGCCUUCAAAUCUUGUUUCUAGAACACUUCCUUCUAGAAGGCUACCUUUCUGAAGAGCUUAUCACCGACACUGUAGAAAAUGAAAAAAAAUACCAAAACAACACGCAACUACACUAACACAUACGACUAUAAUAGAUUACUGACACUAUUAGAACCAAGAGGUUAAACAAAGUAACUAAAUAAUUAAAAAAGAAGUUUUAAUCUUAAUGAGAAAUGAAGGGAAAGGUAUUAUUCUAAAUGUAGGAAGCAACAGCAGAGAAAAGCAUCCGAAACACCACGAGGGAAAGCGAAGAACGUCACACAACUAACUAAAAAUAAUGCAAACCAACAGGAACGACUAUUAGUAGAGCGAAAUUUGUUAUAGACACUCACUCCUACACUCACACAAAUAGUCCUUCAGUGAUUCACUUACACAGAAAAAGAAGCGUUCAGUAAACAACAAAAAAUAAACAGAAUAAAAUAGAAAACAAAGAAGUUUAACCAUAAACCAUCCUGUGAGUUACGGAGCUGCAGACAAUUAAGAAUAAACCACAAUGCAAUAUUAGAGAAUUUCUGAGAAAAA